AUGCAAUCUCAAAUAAACAGAACUGAAAUUCUAACAAAGGUUAAGAAAUGCCACAAAAACAUUUCUAAACUUAAUAAUAAAUUAGAUAUUCUUGAUACCCUUAUGAAAAAACAAAAUUUCGACAUCGAAAAAAAUACAGAUGUAAAAAAAUAGAAAGCGACAGAGAACCCUGUAAUCAUUAUUCAUGAUGAAACUAGUUUGGAAAUAAUAAUUGAUGCAGAUGAUCCCUAACAAGAACAAGCAGUUAAUGUAAAAGAGAUUGCUCGCAAAUUAAUAUCACGCUUUUAUUAUCAUAUCAAAUAAAAAAUGAGGCGGGGUUCAAUCAAUCAAGUUUAAGCAUUAAAGUAAUUUUAUUCUAAGGAUUACAAUGAUGAUCUGUAUUAGAAACUUCAUUAAGGAUUAUUGAAAUUGUAUUUUGAAAAAGAUUAAAAGUGUAAAGAAUGUCAUCAAACCAUACAGGAUUAGCAAACUUGCCUAAGCCACAUCAGGAACGAGCAUUUGAAUGAUUUACAAAUUUAUAUAUGUCUUGAAUGUAAGUCGUCUUUUUCUAAAGAAGAUUAAUUGGAAAAGCAUAAUUAAUAAGAACAUAAUUAAUUUUAAACUAUAUUAUAAAAUCAAAAAGAAACAAAUGUACAUCAAUCUCAGAGCAAACUAUUAAGUAUUGGGAAUAUCAUUCAACAUAAUUUUAAUUAGAAAUUGGAUUUGAAUAAGAUAGUUUAAGAUAUAUAACCUCAACCUAUCCUUAAGAAAAUAUUAGUGUCUUAAUUAAAUAAUACUAAAAGUUUAAGAUCUUCUUCUGAUGAAGCUAAAUAAAGCAUGCCAGUAUUAAAUUAGGUUUAUAUACCAGUGGAUUUGAAUAAAGGGGAUAUAGAAGAGAAUCAAGAACAAAACAAAAAUAUAGGUCCUUAUGUUACUAAAAAACCAUCCAAACUUAAAAUUAAAUUCAUAUAAGUAUAAAAAAAUGAUAAAACAUAAAAAAAUUGA
This is a messenger RNA of Paramecium sonneborni, 984 nucleotides long. The record is from the annotation of a GenBank genome assembly. Lineage: Eukaryota; Ciliophora; Oligohymenophorea; Peniculida; Parameciidae.